CAUAUUGACAACUGCAUUGCGGGUUGCCAAGGCAACUUUAAAGUUACAAACAAAACAAAAAACUACACAAAAUGUUUGAGAAAAGCAGCGAGAACAGUUUGAGUGCAAUGGGAAGCAUUCAAGAGAUCGCCGGACGUUUGGCAGAGGAACAACAACGUCUACGUCAAUUGGAGGCCACAACGUCGCCCAAGGAGCGCACAUUGUUUGUGCUGGGAAGCAAGUGUGUGGGCAAAUCCAUGGCCAUCAACAAGUUCUUUGAUCGGGAUGAACAGACAACGCGUCCAACGUUGGCUUUGGAAUACAGUUAUGGUCGUCGCAUGGGCAGCGGCAGGACAUCUCAUGUGUUGAACGUCUGGGAACUGGGAUCCUUGGACAAUGCCGAUCAAUUGCUGGAAGUGCCAAUGCGUACACACGGCCUACAACAGUUGUCCGCGUUUAUCAUGGUCGAUCUGUCUCAACCGGAGAGAGUUUGGUCAGAUUUGGAGUGCGCAUAUAAAGGAUUAAGGGAUACAGCUCAACGAAUGUUGCAACAGGCAACUCCCCAGCUUCGUGAGGAUCUGGAACGACGCUCCUUGGAACGUGUGAGGCAUGUGAAUCAGGAUAAAAGCACAUUGGAAUUGCUGCCAUUUCCGGUUGUGAUUGUUGGCGGCAAAUACGACAUCUUCAUGGACUUUGAGCCGGCUCUUAAGAAGCACAUCUGUCGCUGCCUUCGCUCCAUGGCGCAUCUAGUGGGAGGUGCUGUAUUAUUCUAUUCACAGAAGCUACCCAAGCUGGCCAAGGUGCUGAGGGAUACGAUCAGUCAUCUGGGAUUUGGCAGUCCCACAAAUCCCUUUAGAGCCCAUGUCACGGAUUACAAUGAAGCGCUUUCCAUUUGGUUUGGCACUGAUAGCUGGUCACAGAUCGGAAUCGGUGAAGCCAGCUUCCUUAAUGUGGAACGCAUUGGAGCAACGUUGAGUGUAGAAGUGCCACAAUUACAGCUGGAAAAACAAAAACAUCAAGUGCCUCUUGAUCCGGCCAAAGAUUCUGGCUUCAAAGAAUCUCUAAUUGAUGAGAUGCGUUCACAGAAGGAUGAAGAGCUUGCUGGGAUUAUGCGGGAUGUCCUGUUACGCGGAAAAUUCGAAGCUGUGCAGGGAUAGAGAACAAAGCAAUUCCAUCAAAAAUUAUAUACAGUUAGUCAAGAAACU
Drosophila innubila is the source of this 1184-nucleotide messenger RNA. RefSeq names its product cytoplasmic dynein 2 light intermediate chain 1. Gene Ontology annotation, biological process: intraciliary retrograde transport; intraciliary transport involved in cilium assembly. Bases 72 to 1136 code for a protein of 354 amino acids. Gene Ontology annotation, cellular component: ciliary basal body; axoneme; cytoplasmic dynein complex. The record is from RefSeq and is a predicted model, not a curated record. The transcript is spliced from 3 exons. NCBI's taxonomy places the organism in Eukaryota, Metazoa, Arthropoda, Insecta, Diptera, Drosophilidae. Gene Ontology annotation, molecular function: dynein heavy chain binding.